UAUAUAUAUAUAUAUAUUCAUUUAUUUUCUGUCUCAGGUUGAUAUCCACAGCACACAGCGACACCCAGAGACUCCCGUUAACGUAGCAGGAUUCCACUUCCCCUCCAAGAAACAUGUGGACAGGUUGGACGUCCAACAGACGGAGACAUCAAAUGGUGACGAGUUCAACAGCUUCCAGUUCUGGAGAGAACCGCUACCGUACAUCGAUAGAGACCUGCUGGGUCUACUGGAUCCUGUGGAGGUUUUAAACCCAAAGAUCAAACAGAACCAGACGAGCACACAGACGUCUUCUGCUGACGAUGACGAGUUCAACACUUUCCAGUUCUGGAGAGAUCCGCUGGCGUCCAUCGAUGAGUGUCUGCUGGAAAUACUGAAAGUGGACAACGUCUCCACAUCAGAGAUCAGGUUGGACAUAUCGCUGCAGACAGAGGACCAAUCAGACGAAGACAAAGAGAAUGAGCCUGAAGACCACGAUGAUGAUGAAGAUAAUAAUGAUGAUGAUGGAGGAGGAUGGAUCACUCCUGGUAACAUCAAACAGGUGAAGAUGGACUCUGCUGAUUGGACGGCUCCUGCUGAUGUCCAAGUGGGAUGUCUGACCACCGACUUCGCCAUGCAGAACGUUCUCAUUCAGAUCGGUCUUCAUGUUCUGUCUGUUAACGGGAUGCUGAUCAAACAGGCGAGGAACUACAUCCUGAGAUGUCACGCCUGCUUCAGGACCACCAGCAUCAUGAACAAAGUGUUCUGUCCUCACUGUGGAAACCCAACUCUGAAGAAACUCGCUGUGACGGUCGGAGAGGACGGAAAUACCAAGAUGCACUUCUCUAAGAACCCCAAAGUCCUGAACCCAAGAGGGCUGAGGCACCCUCUACCUCGGCCUCAUGGAGGUAAACACAGCAACAACCCUCAGCUGGUGGAGGACCAGAGCUUCCCCCAGCAGAGACUGUCCCGUAAAGCCCGUCAGAAGACCGAUGUCCUGGACCCGGACUACGAGGCCGGAGGGUCCCCCUUCUGCCAGAAUGACGUCUACAGCCGAGCCGCCAACCUGCAGAUCAGAGACGGGCGCUGCGGUGGCGGCAAGAGGCGGAGCAACCCAAACUCCGCCCACAAGAAGUUUGUGAAGAAGAAGUGAGCGAUUGAUUUGGACUCCUGAAGACCAGGACCUGGAGGACCUCCAGGUCCAAACUGAAGAACGAAGAAAAUACAGAACGGUCCUUUAAACAGAAACUUGUCACAUUAAUAAGGUUUAUGUAUCGAAUCUACUAUAAUAAAUAUGAUCUCAUGAC
This is a messenger RNA of Anarrhichthys ocellatus (wolf-eel), 1283 nucleotides long. RefSeq names its product RNA-binding protein NOB1-like. NCBI's taxonomy places the organism in Eukaryota, Metazoa, Chordata, Actinopteri, Perciformes, Anarhichadidae. The record is from RefSeq and is a predicted model, not a curated record. Gene Ontology annotation, cellular component: preribosome, small subunit precursor. The transcript is spliced from 7 exons. The annotation marks the transcript as partial. Gene Ontology annotation, molecular function: RNA endonuclease activity. Gene Ontology annotation, biological process: maturation of SSU-rRNA.